Molecule: messenger RNA, 1709 nt
Organism: Callorhinus ursinus (northern fur seal)
Lineage: Eukaryota; Metazoa; Chordata; Mammalia; Carnivora; Otariidae
Source: RefSeq, a predicted model, not a curated record
AUGGAAUCCUCUGCAGGCCCUGGGACGGCUUUGCCCAAAUACCGCAGUGUGGCCACGACCCUGAAGUCCCCUUCCAGGACUGGCGCUGCUCCUCCUUGGGGACUCUCCUUCACCUGCCCCUUUGCCAUCCAACACCUUGUAGAAAGGUGGCAGAUGUCAGAGUUGGCAUGUGAAGAGAAGGCAGUCAGAUAUGCAUCUUACCACCCGUGUCUCCACAUGGCUGACUCAGCAUGGCAGGGGCCUGGCUGGUUGGGAAGAGUUGGAGAUGCUGCUGACACAUGGGUCCUGGCAAGAAGGGGACCAGAUGGCUUUUAUUACCGGGCUCAGAUAAAGGCUGCUCCAGAGCUGGAGAGACGGGGCGCCCUGCUUGUGGAAUUUGAGGUUCCCCUCAUCACAGACCUGAAGCUGCCAGCCCAGUGGCAGAAUGUGGUCUUAGAAGAUGAUGUCAUUCAGUUCUUGCCAUCCAUGGAAUGCUUGCUGCGACCUGGGGACACGGUGCUUGCCCCCUGGGAGCCAGACCAACAGCGGUAUGGCCCUGGCACCAUUCUCUUGGCCUCAGAGGCAAGAGACCCCCAGAGAGCAUCAAAAGAAGGAGAAAUUACUGUUCACUUCUGGAAUGGCAAGACAGCUAGUGUGCCUAGAGGCGGGGUCAGGUGGGUGCCCCCUCCUGUCUGGAAGAAGGCUGUGGGGAGGCCGCACAAGCCUUCAAUCAAGGAGCACGCUGGCGCCCUCCUCUGGGCCCCUUGCUGCUCUCCACUUGGACCGGCUGCUGGAUGGGUCACCAAUGGGCUUUCUCCGGGCACUCCGUUCCUGUGUCCUCCCUGCGUCCCCCAGGCCUGCUGCCAACUGCUGGGCCAGGGCUGCCUCUGCCCUUGCCCCUUGGCUGGACCUACCUGGUGGCCUCUAACCAGGGCCAAAGAACAUCCAGAGGUAGAACUGAAGCCCACAGCACCACGUUUGCCCCUAGAGGGUCCUAAAGAAGAGGAAGGAGGGGUGCAAGCUCCCCUGGGGGUUUCUUCUUCUUCCUCUUCCUCCGAAGAGGAUUUGGAGAAUGAUCUGCAGGUUAGCCUCCCCCAGAGGCUGAUGGUGGACAGCACAGUCAACACAGACCCCAUCCUUCUUGAGAAGUCUCCAAGGAGGCAGGGUGGCCUAUGCCAGCCCGAGUGGAGGUAUUGGAGGAGAAACGGGUCCCAGCCGCACCCUGGGAAGCCAGGAACAAGACAUGGAACCAUCUGGAGAGAAAAGAGGGGCAACAAACAACAAAGGGUACAGAGUGUAGUGCUGGGGAAUACGAAGGAGCUGGUCCUGGAAGCAAGCGGCGUGAAGCCACCACAGAUCCUGCCAGAGGACGGUGAACACAGAGAAUGGAGUCCGGGAACAGCGACCCACCAGAGGGACCAAAAUGCCCUCAGACUGAAAGCCCCGAGGAGCCAGGUAAAGCAGGAUGGCUGGGAAGGGGCUCCUAAGGACUCCUCAUGUGGUUCUUCAUGCCCCUUUUGAGAAUGAGAACUCCCAUGCUGUCUUUUCCCAGGAAAAUGCACAUACCCACGAUUUUGCAUUCCAUUUCAGAAGGCUUACAGAACCCACAAAGCUGAUCACAGGCUUCUUAUGGAGGUAAGGAUUCCACUUAAGUGACACUCUUGACCCUACGGUGAUGGGCAUGGGUCUGCCUGACUAGGCCCUCUGUCCAUGGGAGUCCAUUCCUCACU